AUGUUGGCUGUGACAAGUUCAGAAAACCAUUUUCUGUCGAUACACAAUAAAUUGAAACAAUCUGACAACUUUGUUAAAAUACUUCAGCCCCUUGCAAAACACUUGGAUGAUUUGGUUUACAGUUUUAAAACACUCAAAAUCAACUGGGCGACACUACCAACCCCCUCUGAAGAAAACAGUCAAACCGUUAUUGACUCAACCCUCUUGCUCAUCAACAAUUUUAUUGAUAUGUCCGACACAUUUAUAACAAUUGAUUGGACAUCGAAGAAUUUGUACAACUCAGAAAUAGCGUUGGCAGUGAGCGGAAUACUACUUAAGGAUCUGUUGAUAAUUUUUUAUUACUUCAACUUAAAUUUCAGCGUGGUUAUCAACAACAUUUACAAUUAUUUAGGGAUCGCGUACAACAAGACAGUUGAGUGCAUUGGGAAGUACGACAGUUGUGUCCAAUUUUUCACAAACAUUUUGAAGUCACAAAGUCUUUUUGAUAAAGAGAAUUUGCCAGCACUUCACUUUUCGCAAAUAACACCUCUGAUUAAUUUCGCAAAGAGGUGGAUACGCUGUAAGUCCAAUCCAGAAAAACGCGGUGAUGUUGACACAGAAAUCGAUGAAUUCGUCAAGACGUUUAUGGGUGACUCAAAAACCAAUUUGGUUUCCAUCAAAUCUCUUUUAUCACAAGAAUUUUGCAAACCUUGCACUCAUCAAAAAGCACGGCCAACGUCAAUUAGCACAUUCGACUCUCUAAUCACAAACACAGACUCUCCCAUCUUCCAUGAGACUUGUACUUCGCCGUUUAGAAGUCACUCCACACAAAAUGUGCCACAGUCUCCAGACAUCACAAAAGGGAAGUUGCGGCUACGUGUGAAAAACACACCCAGUCCGGUGAUGAAGAUUGGAGAAACCUCCAUUUUGUAA
Molecule: messenger RNA, 912 nt
Organism: Entamoeba invadens IP1
Lineage: Eukaryota; Evosea; Mastigamoebida; Endamoebidae
Exons: 2
Coding region: 1-912 (303 amino acids)
Source: RefSeq, a predicted model, not a curated record